CGUUAAUUAAAACCGAUUUCCUUUAUUUUGAAAAAGCCACUAAAAUAAACCACGGAUUUAAUUAUGUUUAGUGAUCCUUAUUUGUACGCGAUUAGCAUAUUUAAGUCCUUUGUCCGUCCUACAUUUGUACGGGGAAGUGAAGGAACAAUGGGAGUGAUUAUUCGUCGUCAGAAACCGGGACUUAAACGUGUCUAUUAAAUGUUAACUUAGCAAACAAUGGAAAGAAGAAAGUGCUAACUUCCUCGAAAAACGUCACGUUUUAAAAUACUCAAUCUGAAUAUUUAAGUGAGAAAGAAGGAAAAAUGAGUUUAGAAGAAAUGGCGACGUCUUACUUAUUAGAAGAGUGGAAUUGUUUAUGAGAAUUUGGAAAGAGGUCGGAGGCUGGCUAUUGUUUAUUUUAAUAAAGAAACCUCCAGAAGAAAUAAAUAGGUCGAACUAUGUUAAAACUAAUAGAGGUCAUGUUUCAUCUUUUGUAUUUUGUUGACUUUAUUCGUUUUAUAACGUUAUGUUGACGGGCAUUGAACUCCUAUUUUUUGUUAUAAAGAUUGUUGACUGUCGUGAAACUUGGAUGCAUCUUCGUGUAAACAAUCUUUAUAUGAUGUUUAUACUAUUUUUAACCGAUUUAAAACAAUAAAAUGUUUUCCAAUUAAAGAAAAAUUGCAAGAUUAAUCUAAACAUUUGACGAGGUUCUCCGUGGAAGACUUGGGCAAGAAUGACGUUGUGGCUAUAGAAGGCGAGCAUCUCUGCUGGUAUCGUGUCAUCUCGAUCCACAGGUAUCACGCAAUGGCCCAAUGAACUUAAGACAACGCCCCGAAUUGCCAGUUCCAGUUUGGUUAGCCGUUGUCGAGUUGUAGGCCGUCUCGAUAGUGUGUUGGAGUCAUCUCAUUACACGACUCUUUUUUCCCUUCAUCUGUAUAUAAGAAAUCAACAAAGUGUGACAGAUGGACGUUACAUUCAAUCGGAUAAUUCUGCGAGGAAUAGAUAACAAUGCCGGAGUGAACAUGAACCCGCGUUAAUGCUGUUAUGGCUGUGGAAAAAUCGACCUUAUCCGACCAAAUUGUUGUGGAUGCUCGCAAUAAUGCUACUACCAAUCGUUCGAAAGUGACGUUAGCUGGACACGGCAUGAAAUUCCUACCGGAUAAUCUUCAUAACGAUAAUCCACAUCUGACCACGUUAGAUCUUCGACACAACCUGUUAGAUUUGUGUUCGACGGAUGCAAGAUGCAUUACACUCAACGAUUUUUCACGUUUCGAGUAUUUGGCAUACCUGAAUAUCGCCGAUAAUAAACUGGGCCAACUGCCCCAAUCGAUAGGAAGAUUGACAAAAUUGGAAGAAUUAAACAUAGUGGGAAAUGGAUUAACGGUUUUACCUCCCGAAAUUGGAAAGCUGGAAAGAUUAACGAGACUAUACGCAGAUUUCAACCAGCUGAGCACGGUGCCAACGGAGAUGGAAUUAUUAAAUAAACUAACCGUUUUAUCUUUGAGUCAUAAUAAUUUCAUUAUGUUACCGUCCACGUUACAGAAAAUUAAAACUUUAGAAGUUCUCGUAUUAAGUGGCAACUGUUUGACUUGCCUCCUUCAGAAACCUGCAGGGUUAACUUAUUUAGAUGUUCGUGCCAAUAAUCUACAGGGGAUUAUAGAAGUAAAUGAUCUUCAAAUGCUUCAACAUCUCGACAUCAGUUAUAAUUGUGUACAGAAAUUAGAAAUAGCUUCUUUGUCUCAGCUUCGUUUCAUUGACUCUUCGUAUAACCAAUUGAAUUCUCUGACUCUUCAUGGUGAAUCUUUGCAGAUUCUCGUUGCUAGUAAUAAUAGAUUAAAAAAGCUCGAAAUCGUAUCGAGCGUAAACAAACUGGAAAUUUUAGAUGUCUCCUUCAAUCAAUUGACGUACAUACCAGAAAUUGUGUGUGAUGCUCCUCAAUUAGUGAUACUCGAUGUUAGCCACAACCGUUUGCCAAAUAUUCCUAAUAGGCUAUUUAACAGUGAUCAAUCGCAAUUGCAAAUAGUUAAACUGAAUCAUAACUUGCUGAACUUUUUACCCGAAAUAACAACAAAUUUUGCCUGUAGAUGCAUUCAUCUUCAGCAUAAUCUUCUCUCGUGCCUUCCAUUAAAUUUAUUUAUUUGUGCAAUCAGGUUAGAGGAACUGAACGUUGCCCACAAUAGACUUUUGAAUCUACCUUUACCCUAUCACCCAAUACAAUUAAAGAAACUAUACCUUUCUUCUAAUCUACUUAAUGAAGAUAUAUUUCAGUUAGUUUCGAAAUGUCCGAAAUUGCAAGUACUACAUCUCGCUUAUAAUGGUUUACAAGAAAUUCCCGAGAGUAUUUUCCAAAAUUUAUCCAAUCUUCGAGAGUUUUCAAUGGCCGCCAAUCAGCUGGAUCAAUUUCCUGCAGGAUUAAUAACACUACCUUUGUUGCAAAUUCUCUGUCUACAUUCAAACAAACUGACAAACGUUCCCCAACUAUCCAAAUAUCCGAGUCUGAAGGCUAUCGACCUAGCCUGCAAUAAUCUAAGCAAAGUAUCCUUAAUGUCGAUAAUAUCGCCUCAUCUUAGUUACCUGGACUUGUCAUGUAAUAGCCAACUUCAGAUAAACCCAACGGAAUUUCAUAGCCUUUGUUCAGACAGAUCGGUAGGUAUUGUUAACGUCGACUCGAAGAGAAGAAAUGCCGUUCCUUUCACUAAUGAGACUAAUAAUAUAAACAACGAAGAUGAAGAUCCGUGGGUUUUGGGCUUUACCGAAACCUAUAGUGGAACUGCCAGGUUAAGCAUAAGUAUGGACAAAAAGAAGCAAGAGUUAUCAAUAGUCGUUAUCGAGAGCAACGACAGAGAACAAGUUUCUCUAGUAAAAAGCUUUUUACCUCAAUUGUUAAAAGCUGAAAAGUCACGUACGGAAGGAGCCAUCCAUUAUAUGUGCAAUACAAUACUUGCUGCCCUCAGGUUGAUAAAAACAAAAUGGCCACAUUCCGAUCCUUCUUUAACCCUUUAUUGUCUAACGCCCUCGCCCGACGACGACGACGGUUGUUUUGUCCUGAGGCUGGUCAGCGCCGGACAACCCGCCGGAUGCGUUUUGAUUGAUAAUGGAGAAGCCAUUGCCAUAACAGAAAACAAUAUGGAGGACGUUCCUUCCGUCAAUCAAGACUGGGAAACAGCUUUAAAGGCUGGUUUUACUACUUCCAACAAAUCGGCACUGUCUACGGAGCAUCUUCAACCCAAACGGAAAACCUGCUUCAUUUCCGAACCGCAAAUGAAGGAAAUUCGUUUAAAGAACACCGAAUCGCACUUAGUUAUAGGGAGCAGCGCCUUGUGGGAGGCCCUAGAAGUUCAAGAGAUACUCCAAAUUGUCGACAGAAACGAACAAAUAGUGCAGAGUUCUAAACACCUUUCGGAACUUUCUAUGGCUAUAGGAAACAGGGAAGGUGUGUGUAUAGCGGUUUUAGCGCUACAGCUAGACAAAGCCAAUUUAUUCAGUAAUUCGAGCAGCAACAACUCUAGCGAUGAUAAUAAUCAGAAUAUCAACCUGUUAUCUAGUUUUCCGAAUAUAUCGAACUGGCACAACGAGGACGAAGACAAGAUACAAAACGACGAAUUGAUCGAAGAUGCUGAGAAAUACAAAUCUUGGGAGUAUAUGUUAGAACAGAAUCACAAAAUGCUCUUCUCUAGAGAACUGGAGACUAUUCACAGAUCUCUUGCCUACAGGAAUACACCCAUACAGAACGAAGAUUCUAGCAAUUGGUGUAGCAAUAAUACCUCAAUUCAUCCACACAAUUUUCGGGGACGUUAUUAUUGUUACGGUUAUUACGACAAAAGCAAAUUCCCAUUUUAAAUAUUAAUUAUUUUAGAGUUGUAAAAUUUGUAUUUAAUAAAGUAUUUUGUUUGAAAAUAAUUGUUUUAUAAACUGAAUAUUACCGGCAGUUAGAAAAAAAAACAAUAUUCAUGAAUAUUAAUAGGUUAACAUCCUCCUAACCACUGAAUUUUUUUUAAAACCUACAACUGUAAACCUAUACCUUCAAGAAAUAAUUUUGUAUAAAAACUUGCCUAUUAUUUUUCUUUCUUAUGG
Centruroides sculpturatus (bark scorpion) is the source of this 4053-nucleotide messenger RNA. It is a transcript of the gene Phlpp, whose product is annotated as PH domain leucine-rich repeat-containing protein phosphatase 1-like. The coding region runs from base 1024 to 3819 and encodes 931 amino acids. The transcript is spliced from 13 exons. NCBI's taxonomy places the organism in Eukaryota, Metazoa, Arthropoda, Arachnida, Scorpiones, Buthidae. The record is from RefSeq and is a predicted model, not a curated record. Gene Ontology annotation, molecular function: protein binding.